AUGAGGCGAACUCUGGUACCUGUGGUGGUGGCAACCCUGCUCUGCCUGGCGCAGGGGGUGCCCCUGAAGUCAUCCGGCAGACCUGCCAACCGGUUCCCAGACGGUUUCUACCUGGGCGCCGCCACCGCUGCAUACCAGAUAGAGGGCGCUUGGAACGAGGAUGGCAAGGGAGAGAGCAUCUGGGACCACAUGCUGCACGCACAGCCCAACCUGACAGCAGACGGCCAGAACGGUGACGUGGCGGCCGACUCGUACCACAAGUACAAGGAGGACGUGCAGCUGCUCGUCGGAAUCAACGCGAACGUGUACCGGUUCUCCCUGAGCUGGCCUCGUAUCCUCCCCACUGGAGACACGGACAACAUCAACCAGGCGGGUAUCGACUACUACAACAACCUCAUCAACGAGCUGCUGGCCAACGGGAUCGAACCUAUGAUCACGCUGUACCACUGGGACCUGCCUCAGGAGCUGCAGAAACUUGGCGGCUGGCCCAACAUCGAGCUGGCAGACUACUUCGUCGAGUACGCACGCAUCGCCUUCGAGAACUUCGGAGAUCGGGUGAAGCUGUGGCUGACCUUCAACGAGCCCAACAUGUUCUCCAAGGGCUACUCGACAGCCACGUCAUUCGCUCCUGGUGCCAACUCCUCGGGCAUCGCUGACUACCUGAUGGCCAAGACGAUCCUGGUGGCGCAUGCGCGCGUCUACCGGCUCUACGACCUGAGCUUCCGCCUCAAGCAGAGAGGCAAGGUUGGCAUCACGCUGGACGGAGGCUGGUACGAGCCGCUGACCAACAGCGCGGAGGACGCCGAUGCUUCGGAACGUCAGCUGCAGUUUGAGAUCGGGCUCUGGGCGAAUCCCAUCUUCUCGCUGCUGGGCAACUUCCCCAAGGUGGUGCGGCAGCGCGUGGCAGCCAACAGCAAGGAGGAGGGGAGAGCCAGGUCUCGCCUGCCCUCGCUCUCCUUGGCCGAGAUUCUCCUCAUCAAGGGUACGUCCGACUUCUUCGGACUCAACCAUUACACAACGAAUCUGAUAACAUCUGGAAGAAGCGGCGAGGUGCCUUCCAAGCUCUACGACGCCGGUGUCGUCACCUCCACCAUUCAAGGCUACAAUACCAACUACUGGAUCUCGGACGUUCCAUGGGGUCUCCGUAAGCUCCUCAACUGGGUUCACGACUCCUACCCCGGUUACCCCAUCUUCGUCACGGAGAACGGCUGGGUGGACCCUCCUGGCGUACUCAACGACACGGGCCGCGUCCACUACCUCAGGGGCUACGUGUCAGCUAUCUUGCGCGCCAUCAACGAAGAUGGUGUUCCAAUGAUUGGCUACACGCACUGGAGUCUGAUCGACAACCUGGAGUGGAUGAAUGGAUACUCACUGAAGUUCGGGCUGCACUCCGUGGACUACGACGAUCCAGAGAGACCCAGGACGCAGAAGGCUUCGGCGAAAGUCCUCGCAGACAUCUACAAGAACAUGGCCGUGCCGUGGGAGGAUUUCGAGAACGCCGACACCACGCCACCAUCUUAAU
Molecule: messenger RNA, 1522 nt
Organism: Schistocerca piceifrons (Central American locust)
Lineage: Eukaryota; Metazoa; Arthropoda; Insecta; Orthoptera; Acrididae
Product: myrosinase 1-like
Exons: 11
Coding region: 1-1521 (506 amino acids)
Biological process (GO): carbohydrate metabolic process
Molecular function (GO): beta-glucosidase activity
Source: RefSeq, a predicted model, not a curated record